AUGAAAAGCCUAUUCGUGAGGAGUUUUCAUCCUGUCCCUAGAUUCUCAGCCAUUUCAAAAUAUCUACUCAUUAUUUAUAGUAUCUUGCUAACCAACCAGCUUUAUUCUGUUUCAGAUUCCCAAAUGGCGCAGGGGUACCGCUCAGAAGUACAGGAACGCGCCCUAGUGGUGUCGCUCCAGAUGUUCAACUUGAUUCUCGAGCGAAGUGUCGCGCUUCUAAGAGAAGAACUGGAUAAAGCGGCAAAGGAACGUCCCAGGCUGAUUGUUGACGAAGACAUGCAGGUCCUCUUGCCGACUAUCAAGAUCUGGUGCGACUGGAUGCUUUGCCACAGUACCGUCUGGAACCCACCGCCCUCUUGUACAGAUUAUCGAGUCGGUCCGGUAGGAGACGCUUGGAGCCGACUGGCGACGAUGGUUAAUCUCCUAGAAAAGCUGGCCUAUCCGCGAAAAAUAGUUAUUCACGCACGUGAAGCCAUUGGACGGGAGAACGAACUUAAUUUGGUAAAACUACCUGAGGACGCAACGUUGUCUGGUUUCACGCCUCUGAUGUCAAAUCCCCAGGAUUCAUUUUACGCCGAAAAGACUGAGGAUAUGGAGGUGGCCCAGGUGUGCUUACGCAUACAAAAAAUAUUGUUUUUCGGACAAGUUUUCCUUUGCGGUCUUGAGACACCGGUGCUGAAGCUACAAAAAAACGAAUUCGGCGUAAGCGAAUACGUUUCUUUGGUCGAGACGUCCAGUACAAGUUCUCCGAAUUCCCCUCCCGAGCAGAGUGAUUCGGAAUUGCUGGUGGACAGCUACAGUGAGGGAGAGGAAGAGCCGACAUCUCUAUUGAAGCGAUUAUCCAACGAUUCGCUUGCGGAAUCCGAGAUACGACUGCUGAUUGAGCGGAAAGAAGAAUUGGAAAGACGUCAGCGAAAGCAAGAGCGUCAUCGUCAACGUGUUCAGGAGAUCCUGCAAAAAUCAUCAGUCUCAGUAGAAAUCGAAGUCAGGCCUCGACAAUUGGUGCCUGAUACUAAUUGCUUCAUUGACUACUUACCACAAUUGCAGCGCAUCGCAAAGACUACUUCUGGAAUCCAGCCGCUGUUCACUUUGAUGAUUCCUCUUGUUGUUUUGAGCGAGCUAGAAGGACUGGCGCGCGGAGCCGACUCUAGGGACUGUCCUCCGAGUUCCAGAGCUUCGCUGGACCCGGAACACGUCGCCAGGGUGGCGGAUUCUGCAAAAGCGGCUUUGGCCUUCGCCAGGAGCAAGAAUCCGGCUAUCAGGUGUCUUACCACCAGAGGGACUAUUCUUACUUCUAGUAUCUUCACUGCUGAAGAUGAUGUAAGGCUUAAUGAGCUUGCUAGCAACGAUGACAAGAUUCUUGCUACUUGUCUCAGCCUUUGCCGCUCUAAGGAUCAAGUUUCUAUCGAUGAAGGACAACCAAGACGCCUACGAAGAGAAGUAGUUCUACUUACCGAAGACAGGAACCUGAGGGUGAAGGCGCUAGCUCGAGAUGUUCCAGUUCGGGAAGUCCCUGACUUCAUGCUCUGGGCUGGGCUCGGUUAA
Cotesia congregata is the source of this 1545-nucleotide messenger RNA. The record is from the annotation of a GenBank genome assembly. NCBI's taxonomy places the organism in Eukaryota, Metazoa, Arthropoda, Insecta, Hymenoptera, Braconidae.